Pygoscelis adeliae (Adelie penguin) is the source of this 4718-nucleotide messenger RNA. It is a transcript of the gene IFTAP, whose product is annotated as chromosome unknown open reading frame, human C11orf74. Gene Ontology annotation, molecular function: intraciliary transport particle A binding. NCBI's taxonomy places the organism in Eukaryota, Metazoa, Chordata, Aves, Sphenisciformes, Spheniscidae. Gene Ontology annotation, cellular component: 9+0 non-motile cilium; cytosol. The transcript has 6 exons. The coding region runs from base 40 to 711 and encodes 223 amino acids. The record is from RefSeq and is a predicted model, not a curated record. Gene Ontology annotation, biological process: acrosome reaction; spermatogenesis.
UAAAGCAGAUAUACCUGUUCAACUGUCAAGGUGUGGAUCAUGGGAGAACAAUUGUUAAAGAACAGCAUCCUUGAUCAAUUUAUUAAUAGCCAUGAGCAGUCAUAUGAAGAGUUUCUAAAUACAUUCACUUACCUUUUGAAAGAGGAAGAGGGGAAGACAAUUCCAGGAAGUAAAGUGGACUCCCUAAGAAAAACAUUUUCUACUUCUGAAUUAUCCAACAGAAAUAAACAGGAUGGCUCACCUGGAAGAAGCAAAGAAACGUGGGUGUCUCUUCCACCACAGAUGCCAAAUGAGAAUGAGACAGUGAUGAAUGAGAGCUGGAAAGCUGGUGGCUCUGAUGGAAAUUAUCUCAGUCUGUCUGAAAGAGUGAAGGUGGACAAGUACUUAGAUUUGGAAGAUAUAGACACAGAUGAAGAGACAUGCAAUGCAGGGUCAUUAGUUCUCCCAGGAGAGGUGGAACAGACAGUGAAUGACCGUACACCCUUUUUUGAUAAGCCUAUUCAACUGAAGUUCAGAACCUUGUCAGUUCCACAGCCAUCGGACAGCAAAGCCCAAGAGCUACUAGGGGAUGAUGUUCAACCAUUCUCACUUGAUGAAGAAUUUGAUUAUGACAAUGUGGCACUCACCCCUAAGUUCUCUGAAGCUGAGCUGAAGGCCAUUAUAGAAUUGUCUGAAGAGAAGAAAAUGGGGACAGAUGUCAAGUCAGCAUGAGCUGAAGACUGAGUCAAAGGCAUUCUGUGCAGUGCUGUUGAAAUAACAUUUUUAGGGGGUAAAUCUAGCUCUUCAUUGUACCCUUAUUUAGUGUUUUUAUCUAUGUAGCCAGUAAAUGACAUCCUUGAGAUUUUUUUGUUUGUUCUACCAAGGUGCCUUGGAGCCUGAGGUUGCCUUUCCCAGUACCUCCUCCUAGUCCUAAUGAAAACACAGAAUAGGAAGAUGGUGCUUGCCCAGAGUUACUUUUAUAGUAGCCCUUCAGCCAGAGAGGAACUAUUUCCAUCUUUUUUAUAUGUCUGUACAGUGAUUUGCUUAGGCAUUCAGGUUGGCUAAGGAGGUCUGUGUUUGUCCCUAAACCCAACAGGAUUUUUGUAUAGAUCAGUGACCUUUAAUAUUUUUAAGCCCCAGUGCUCAGCUACUUUGUUGUUUUCCAGGUGGUACAAGGCAGUUGGAAGGAUGUCUCAAAUGACAGCCCUAAAUUCCCUUUUGUAGAAAAAUCCUUGAGCGGCGUGAAUCCUGUAUUGGCUCAGGCCAGGUGUGCUGGAGUUUUUGCUCCAUAGGACCAAAACAAGCUGGUGGAAUUCAGAAUAGCACUAUGGCUACUCUGGCUUAUAUUUGGUACUGACUCAGCUCCUGAUUAGCGCAAAGCUAGUCCUAAAGCUGCCUUUUACCUCAUUCUUUCAGUAAUACAAAUAAGAGCUUUUUGCAGCUGACAAAUCAGUGUAUAAACUCUUUGCCUGUCAUUAUAAGACUUAAAUAUACAGUUAUAUGAGUGAAGAAAUCUGGGAACAUUGGGUUUUUUUCUCUGUCUUUUGGGUUACUUCAGUUUUGCAGAAAAAUAAAUAUUCCUGUUUCCAGUAAACUUUUUGAGUGGAUCAAAAUUGACAUGGCGCAACUCCUAACAAUUAAAACAUGAACUGCUACAAAAAGCCUUCUGCACAGAGGAAAAAACAGUGAUCUCAUCCAUUAAACAAAUUGGCAUUGAAAGGCUGUCCGAUUUUACAUUUUUUUACAGGAGAUGAUUCCAAAUACCAGCUUAUGGCUUACACUCAGCAUCACUGAAAUGCAGCAAACUCUGGAGUUGAGUAAAAGUCAGGUAGUAUGGGUGGGAGAGAAGAGUGUGCAUCUCUGACACAAGGUAGUAUGUACUCUCGCAAUGAGGUGUUUAGAAUGCAUUUUUUUUCAGCUUACUGUAGAAGCUUUGCUGUUGAGGCUUGGUUUAACAUCACAACACUGAAUUGUAUUAUUGGUCUUUUUCUGGUAUAAGUGCAUUAGCUAAAGUUUAUGGACCAACAUUUUGUCCUUGGUCUAUCUCCAUUAUUUCUGAAGUGGGUGAUUAACAUGAUGAAUAUGGGAAGAGUGCCUGAGCGGACAGACUAGAGACAAAACCACAAGUUGUUUAAAGGUUCUGGAUGAAAUCCCUGUGGCUGGUUGGCUGCUCCAUUGUCAGCAAUUUAUAAAAGCAAAGAAAGGUGCUUUGCUGCUUCAAAGGAAAUUUUCUGGAUCAGUGGUUUUGUAGACCAUAAUCACACACCGCUGAAAUCUGAAUAGCAUUUGUUUUGAGGAAUGGUAUUUACCUUGAUUAGGGGGAUAUAAUUUAAGAGUGAGAUUAACAAAAAACAGAAAAGAAAGUGGUCUCAGACAAGACGUUUAAGGAGAGUGAUAUAAAACUACAAGUACGUUGUAUAGAAAAACUGGUCUGUAUAGGACCUUGCUGGUAGAAGGUAAUGAGAAAUUUAUUUUUAACAUCUACAAUCAAAAGCAUGCCGGUGCUGUAGUUAAAACAGUUUUUGAUGCAAUAGGCUGUAUAGCAGAUUCUGCUGUUUUUUGGGAAACAUCGGAGUUUUGUUUUUUUUCUUUUUAAAUGUGAAUUAAUUUGAAUUCAAUGAGUGUUUUGUUGAACCCAAGAUAUUUUGAAUUAAGUGCUUCAGAUCCAACUGGAAUUUUCCAGUGAAACAUUCAGCUAAAAAUUCCUGAGCAGAUCUAUUUAUUAAUUCAUCUUCUGAAAGACACAGAUAAUGUGUAUAAAUGGGAGGGAUAAGAAGUAAGUUCUGGAGGAGCUCCAUGAGCAAAUCUGGGAGGAAGAAGUUGAGAACUGCUGUACAAAGAUAGCAAGGUCAGCCUUUAAAAGCCUCAACAGAAAAAUAAGGGAGACAACCUCAUUAACAUAUGUAUGUAUAGCAAAGAUAAAGUAAGGAACCUUCAAUCUAAGAGACCUCUGUGUACAGAGUUUGCUAUCCUGCAGACAAAGAGUCAACCAUAAAUAAAGGUGGACUUUUGUGGGUUUGUGGAAUGAUGAAUUCGGCACUUUUUUAAUGUGUUUUUUUAGAAAGGUAUGAGACACACAAACUAUAGAUCAGUCCUGUUGGAGUCCAAUUGCCAGUAGAGUCAAUGAGAAAACUUGUCCAGGGAUUCAUAAUGAUCUUCAGGCGAAAACAGCUCUGGAAUAUCUACAUGCAUUUUCUAUUCAUUUCAUUAUCAAUUUUUCCCUGUACAUUAGGGAUACAUCCAGCCAUGCAGUUCCUUCUCUCAUAGGCAGAUGAUUCUCUUACCAAAUGUUCAGAGUACCUAUUAUGCUCCAUUAGUGUCAUUCAGUAUAGUCAUUAUAUGGUUCCGUUUGAUAUAAAGAAACACUUUGCUGCAGAAUACCCAACAAAAUUGGAACUCUUUAGUGACAUCCAUCUUACGCAGAGAAAUGGGGAUAAUUCACUUACAUUUACACCACUCAUGAGUUGGAUUUUUGCUCUUUGUUAACAAAGAUGAAUAUCACAGUGGAGAUUAGGCAAUGUAGGCUACAUUUUCUGCCUGCCCCUGUGGUUGUUUUUGGCUUGUACCUUUGAUUUGAUUAUCCUUCACAGAGGAGGCAUAUUUUCCUCUUCUCCAUUACCAGGUUGCCAUUUUUAAGAACAUACUUUAUGUGCAUGUUAAAUUUUAUACACGUACAUGGAGUUAGUUACCUGGAACUGUUUCAGUGUUUGCGAGGUGGUUUGGAGUCUGAGUAAUAUAUGUCUUUUCCUCUUGUAGCUUGCUUUCUCUUUAAUAUUUAAUAUUUUCUGCAAGGGUUGGUGAGGAACAUUCUCCUUUUCUAUUGAUAGUCUUUUCUAAACAUUUUUCCUGUUUUCCAAAAGAAUUAAAGGCAAAACUCAUGCAUGGAACAGGAAACUUUGAGUGCUACUUGGAAUCGACUUGGGGGCUGCUGCAGUAGGGAAUAGGAUUUUCUCCCUACCACACUGACAAGGAUUUUGAACUGCAAAAUCUCUGAUGUUGGGUGAACCCGUUGGAAGUGAAGGCUGUGUGAUGCAUCUCUCUAAUCCCUUUGUAUUCAUGAUUUCAUUGAUGUCUGCAGUGCAAUAGAGAUAUGCAUCCAUAUCAGUCAGUGAGCUUAUCUGCAUUAAACUUGUUGCUUACUUGGGUGUUACCAGAAGGAUACUGACUGUUUCUUUCCACAGUCUUCAUGGAUCCUGAGUUAUGGGGAGGAACUCCUUGAGUUUUAUGGGAAGUGUAGUAGUCCUUCCACUGGGGCAGGAAUCUGAAAGGUUGUUUCCUUGGCUGGCUGUGGUGCAAGCUCAGAUAUUAUUACUGCUCAGAGUUACUCCUUGUGGGUAUAAAAGGAAGAGUAAUUAUUUGCUGAGAUAAUGGUUGUGAAAGAAUAAGAUAAAAAUUGAAGAAAUGAAAAGAGAUGCAGGCAAAUCUGUCUGACUCAGACAUUAUUAUAGUUCUAAAUAUACUUCUAUUAAUGCACAAAGGUAUCAUUAUAUACACUUGUAUACACACAGUGCCACUGAAAUAAAAUAAUUUUAGUGUGGAGAGUACUCACCAGAUAAUUCAGAACCUUUUGAAGAAGAUGGCAUGGAAACAAAUCCCUGCUCUUAUGGAAAAGACCCUUUGAUCCUCUGGCCUUGAUUUUCUGCUGCUAUAAACUGGCAGAACUCCACUGAGGCCAUUUAUAUUCAUACAGAGCAGACAGGACUCUGAUAUUUACAGUCUUAGCUGAAAGAAUACGGAGC